AUGUAUUAUUUAAUAAUCAUAUUUAUUGGAAUAGCUUGGUUUUGUUGGAGAGAUAAUAUUAAAUGCAAAUUUCCUAUUACAUCAAAAGAUAUAGUUUUAAUAACAGGAGCAUGUAUGGGUUUGGGAAAAGCUUUGGCAAUAGAAUGUGCUAAAAAAAAAUGUAAAUUAAUACUUUUGGAUGUUCGAUCAGAUUUAUCUUUGGAUUUACUUUAAGAUAUUAAAAAAGAAGGAAGUGAAGCAUAAUUUUAUAGAUGUGAUCUUAGUGAUUUAUAAUCAACAAAAGAAUUAAUUUCAAUAAUAAAAUAGAAAUACAAAGUCACAAUUUUGAUAAAUAAUGCUGGAAUAGGAAUUUUUAAAUUGUUUUAAGAUGAAUCAAUGUAAGAUGUGAUUAAAACGAAUACAAUUAAUUAUCUUGCUCCAGUUAUGCUUACUUAAGAAUUCAUUAAAGAUAAUAUUAAACAUAUUGUUAAUAUUGGUUCUGCUGCAUCUAUUGUUUAAGGGAUGAAAAUAACUGCUUAUUCUGCUAGUAAACAUGCAUUAUGGGGAUUUCAUAAUUCAUUAAGAAUGGAAUUAAAGCAUUAAAAUAGUAAUGUUAGAACAACUUUAGUUUGUCCUUGGGGAAUUAAAACAGGGAUGGUAUACAUUUAUUAUCAUUAUAGAUUUAAGGAUUGAAAACAAAAUUAGAUUAUUUUUUACCUAUGAUGACUCCUGAAUAUGUUGCAUAGUGUAUUCUAUAAGCAAUAGAAGCAGGAAGAGAGAUAAUAUUUAUAUAAUGGUACUAAUUUUAUAUUGCUCACAUUUCAAGAUUAGUAUCAAGUAAAAUUGUUGAUUGGUUUAUUUUAUUUGUUUAAGCUAAACAUGUUCAUGAAUUUAAGGGUAGAUAAGAAUGA
Messenger RNA from Paramecium sonneborni, 890 nucleotides. The record is from the annotation of a GenBank genome assembly. NCBI's taxonomy places the organism in Eukaryota, Ciliophora, Oligohymenophorea, Peniculida, Parameciidae.